Cydia splendana is the source of this 6121-nucleotide messenger RNA. RefSeq names its product high mobility group protein DSP1-like. Lineage: Eukaryota; Metazoa; Arthropoda; Insecta; Lepidoptera; Tortricidae. Gene Ontology annotation, biological process: regulation of transcription by RNA polymerase II. The coding region runs from base 16 to 1512 and encodes 498 amino acids. Gene Ontology annotation, molecular function: DNA binding, bending. The record is from RefSeq and is a predicted model, not a curated record. The transcript is spliced from 6 exons.
AGCGGCAAUUGUAAAAUGGGGGAUCGGGGCGCGACGGGGGGCGCUUGGGGUGCGCGCGAUGAGGCCUCGUGGUGGCCUGGAAGCGCAGGGGAUCUACAGCAGCAGCAACAACAGCAACAACAACAAAUAAAUGAGGAAAUUGCACGAAGCACAGCUGCUGCAACGCAUCAGUUAUAUACAUAUAAAAUGACUGGAGGUUUUUCAAAUAAUGGCGGUGAUAACUCUACAUCUAGUUAUGAUUACCGCCUUGUAUCUGGCUCUAAUAACAGAGAAGAAUCUCCUCAACAGUCUUGGUGGUAUGCAUCAGGAUCAGUUGAUUCUCACCAACAGGCGUCUUCUCCGGCGUCCCAGAACCAGUCAAGUCCAGAUCCGGAGCAAAGCGCACAGCAGGCAAAUGGUAUUCAGAACCAUCAGUCCUUGCAGUCGCAGUCGCAGGAGCAGGCCAUACAACAGCAGGGGCAGAUACAGCAGCUCAUCCAACUGAACUUGAGGAAGGAGUUGCAGCAAGCACAGACUUUGCAGCAAACCUUGCAACAGCAGCAGCAGCAAAAUCAACAACAGACAUUGCAGCAGAUGCUGCAACAACAACAACAACAACAACAACAACAGCAGCAGCAGCAACAACAACAGCAGCAGCAGCAACAACAGCAGCAACAGCUGCAACAAAGUUUACAGCAGACAUUGAGCCAAGCUCAAGCACAGGCCCUUGUACAAGCGCAAGCUGUGUUGCAGCAACAAGUUGCCCAGUCGUUGCAGCAACAGCAGCAAACACUGCAGGAUCACUUGCAGGCUGUACAGCAACAACAAAUACAGGCUGCAUUGCAACAGCAAUCUGCAACACUACAAGAGCUGCAGCAGCAAGCCCAGCAGCAACAGCAGGCGUUAAUAGCGCAGUCGGCGAACAAGACCGCCGCUAAGAUGCCGCGCGCACGCGCCUACAACAAGCCGCGCGGACGCAUGACCGCGUACGCCUUCUUCGUGCAAACCUGCCGCGAGGAACACAAGAAGAAACACCCUGAUGAGAAUGUUGUGUUCGCUGCCUUCUCGAAGAAGUGUGCGGAGCGAUGGAAUACGAUGUCAGAAAAGGAGAAGCAGAGGUUCCACGAGAUGGCAGAGGGGGACAAGAAGCGGUACGACCUGGAGAUGCAGAGCUACGUGCCGCCGAAGGACGUGAAGAUCGGCCGCGGGCGCCGCCGCCAGCAGUACAAGGACCCCAACGCGCCGAAGCGUUCGCUGUCGGCGUUCUUCUGGUUCUGCAACGACGAGCGCUCGAAGGUGAAGGCGAACAACCCCGAGUACUCGAUGGGCGACAUCGCCAAGGAGCUGGGCCGGCGCUGGGCCGCCGCCGUACCGGAGACCAAGUCCAAGUACGAGGCGCUCUCCGAGCAGGACAAGGCGAGAUAUGACAGGGAGAUGACGGCGUACAAAAAGGGGCCACUAGGCUUAGUCCAGGCGCCCCAGCAGGAGGUAGAGGACGUCGGCGACUUCGAGGCCGACGAGGAGUACAAGUGAAGUGUUAGUGACUAGAUGUAUCGUACCGAACUGUUCCUUUGCGUAUGGUACUGUCGGCCCGGCGCGCUCGCAGCGCAGAACUUUACAAUUCAUAUCAUUUCCUCGAGAUGCCGUGUCUAUUCAUCUAUCCUCCUAAAACCCACCAUUUAUAAGUUUUCGAAUUUUUAAUUUGAACCUUGUUCAAUAAGUAAAUUAGAACGAAUUUUGUUUGUUUUUAAAUCCAAUUAAACAAAAGAAAUGCUACUUUAUUUGGUUCAUGAAAGGUUUAAAUUAGAUUGCACGAAUAUGUACAUUGUAAUGUACAUUUAGGGCCAGUUGCACCAACCACAUUUAACCGACUGAUCAACGUCAGCCGGCGCGCCCCGGCGCUUUACUAUGACACUUUCCAUACAUAAAAUUUUAGCGAACUCUUUAACGAUACGAACAGUUUGGUGCAACCGACCCUAAGGGCCAGUUGCACCAACCACAUUUGACAGACUGAUCAACGUCAGCCGGCGCGCCCCGGCGCCUUACUAUGAAACUUUCCAUACAUCAAAAAUUAGCGAACUCUUUAACGGUACGAACAGUUUGGUGCAACUGACCCUUAGUCUCAGGAGGUUAAAUUAUUUACUAUACUUUUUUAUACUAGGAUCGUACAUUUUUUCUUUCACAGUUACAUGGAAGUACUACUUUCGUUGAUGGCUAGUAUAAUCGUAAUCAUAAUAGGAGGGUUCCUAAAACAAUAAUAAAAAUUACCUAUGGUUAAAAAUUAACACAACAUUUUCGUUUGUGUGACUUUUAUAACCUGAAUAAAACAGGUUUUAGUAAAAAUAUUUACAUAGGUAUCAGAUUAAUUGGACCAUGGUUGUUAUUCUGGAUUAUUUUUAGGAAGUUUUACGGUACUUAGUUGUCUUAACUAAUCUGCUUUUGUUACUGUACUCAUAUCGUUUGAAUGCUGAUGCUGGACACAUGUCAUCUUUACCCCUCAUUUACAACCAUUUGGCGAAACGAAAGUCAUUGUAAAAGUUCUGUGUUGUGGCAACUUGCGAGCGAACGCUCAGGGCUUUAUUAUUUGAUUUUGGCAGAAUACUCGUGUGGUACCUGUCUGGUUACAGGAUGCCAGUAUUAAUUCACCAUUAGGCUAAUACUAAAUGCUAUGCGUCCAGGUUAGUUAAGUUCAUUGAAAUCGGAGCAUAAAUUGAAAUAGCCAUCACGGUGUAAAGUUUGGUAAAAGGUGAGACGUCAAAACAUAUAGUGCUCAAAACUUUUUCUUUCAUCACAUUAGGCCUUUUCCUGACAUAGCAGUAAGGAAUCGAACCUACAGGUCAGGCUAGCGCCUUACGUUCUCUCCACCUGGUUAUAAAAUAUUCCUUAAGAUUGUGGGGUUAUAUUUUUAAAUGUUACAUCGAUUUCGGAUAACUGCUAAAUAAGAAUUACAUACCUCAGUUAUGUGGUAGACCUAGCCUGGUCACAGUAUUUGGCCAGAUAACCUAAAAUGUCAGCCAAUUACCGGAUAAAUAUGUCCACGGAGUUGAGACGGUGGAUGACAUAUGAGCCUCUUACUUACCUGGAUGUAUAGUUCAUAUGAAUGGUUUUAUACUUCCAAAGUUGACCCAGUUUGCCUUCAAACUUUUAUACAUUAUUCGAAUAUUUUUAUACAAACACAUGUCACUGUGGUUAUGGUCAUAAAUCAACAUUGAUUUCUAAGUUUCUUAUAAUGAUUUAUUUUAUAUCUAACUCCCACUUUCUGGUACAGUCAAGGUCUACACUAUGUCGGUACCUUGCACAUAGGGUAAAAAUUAUCUAAACUCCCAUACGACAAUAAAGUUCGUGUAUAUAUUUUUGUCCCUUUGUACGUAUUGGUACUUUUCUGUACUAACUUUGAAGUUUCAUUGAAAUGAUUAGCAAUAUUACUAUUAAUAGCUUACUCAGUGGCGGAUUUGCAGUUUUUGCCGCCCUAGGCCCCAGGCCCUGUAGCCGCCCCUUUCUCAACACCCAUCAUAAUUUACUAGAUUAUGAGUUAUUUCUUGUUAUCAUCACCGAAUUUUUUGUCACAAUUUCUCGCCCCUAAUAUCUUGCUGCCUUAGGCCCGGGCCUACUUGGCCUUAGGGCAAAUCCGCCACUGAGCUUACUUGAGAUAACUACUUUAUUAAUGAUCAUGACCACAUUUUAGAGAAGGUCAUUGUUGUGUAGAGAAUACAAACCAAUUAAGUUAAUUUGAAAGGUUAGUUGGAAAAUAGUACCACGUAAGAAAUUGUUUGAUCUGUUGGAAAAAUCUACAAAAAUCUCAAUCGUUUUUUAUAGUGAUUAAAUGGUUAUAAUACGUUGUGUUUCCGUGAUAUUACUGUCUCUUAUAAAACAUGUCCUGAGAGGUUUGGUUUAUUCAUAUGGGUGAAUGAAAUAAUUACCUAUCACCGGUAAAUCGAUUUUAUCAACGUCAUUUUAAUGUCAAGAGCAGUUAUUGCACCUUAUUGUCUUACUGAAGCAAAAUUUCCUGCGUUCAAAUCUACCAGUUCCCCAAAGGCCAGGAGGCCAAUUCGAACGUUCAUUUUGGUAUCUAAAUGAUGUACUUUUGUUAUCAUUCGCGCGAGCAUUUCGCACUUGUCAACACGCGAUGAUGUCGAAAUGUAAGUUUGAAUUAUACUUAACGCAAUACCAACUGGCGACUGAGCUCAUAAUGAUAUCUCCUUUGCCCUUGUUGAGAUUAACCAAGAGUGUAAGAGAUGGCAUAAUGACCUGACUCGCCACUAGUUUUGCGGCAAGUAUAGCCUCUAGGAUGAUAUAUGUUUCUGCGUAUCUAUAUUUCAUUGUUAACAUAUAGUUUUUCGCCGACAUUGCCGGAAUUACGUUCAAUAAUAAUCUUGUUCUUGGUAUUUUGUAUUUAGCAUGGUCUAAUAAAACAUGGUCUUCUAUUCCUAGAGUGACACAGGCCUACGUCACAAUAACAUGGCCGCUAUAUAUAGCGCUAUCGCAUAUUAUCAUAUAGCGCUGUCGCAUGAUGACGUAGGCUUGUGUCAGUUAGGUGACCUAGAAAAGACGGGAAUAGAGUACCAGGCGGAGUAUAUUAUUAUACCAUGGUAUUUAGUUAAUUUGUCACCUAGUGCCAUUACUGUAUUUGAUGAUUAUAACAUUUUGUGUUUAGAAUUUGAUAUAGUAAACUAAAAGCAUUUUUUGUUAUACAUAUAAAUUAGAAUAGUACAUAACAACGAAUAUAAAAGUUUUUUUUAAGUUUCCAGUAUUAGAUUUAGCAAACAUAACGCGGAAACACAAACUGUAACAAACGUAAGUCUACAUACUGUAGUUGAUUCUGCAAACUUGUCCUGUCGCUUAUUUUACCGCAACAUGGGUUUGCUAAAUGUUUGCUUUGUUACACCUGUUUGUAUUCUAUUUCUUGUCAGAUUUAGGAUUGUAAAAGUAAGAAGAUUUUGAGAAUGAAACCCCAUCACUUUUUUAAAGUACCGAUACCAGUGCGUUGUUAUUUAGAACCUUUAGUGUCAAUCAGUUAUUUCGAGUUAUGAGCCCUUCCCAUUGUUUUUGAUGAGUUGAUUGUUGAUUUUAUGUUAACGUUUAAUUAAAGGUCAAAUUGGAAGGUGUGGCCUUAUAUUUGCGAGCGUCAAGGCAGUUCUUUAUUGUAUAGCCAGGAACAAAUGUUUAAAUUAAGUAAAAAAUUAAUUACCUUUGUAAGUUGAUAGCCGUUAUCGUAUCGGGACGCGGGUGACUGCGGACAUGUGUGAGAAUACAAUGUAAAUAAUUAAAUUAUAUUCCUUUAUUAUACACUUAGAUAUAUUAUUUCUACUAGAACCUGACAUUCUGGAGAGUGAAACGGAUAAUUAUUUUAUGUUCACAAAUUUGUUCCAAGUAUUAAAAUUGUGAAAAUAGAGACUGUGUACCGUGAUAGUACUUAAUUUAUAUUGUUGAAGUCUCUCGAGUAACGCUAGAUCGUCCUGUUUUCGCUUGUGUACCAGAUUAGUCCCAAUAUGAACACUGUGAACGUAUUGUUUUAAAAAUAUACUUUGUUGGAAAAUUCCUGGUUCUAUUGAUGAUGUAUCUAUUGUGAGAUAUCAAUCUCACUACGUAUAAAUUUGAAAUCUUCAAUAGAUAACAUUUGGAUGGAGCAUGGAAUUGGACUCCAGAGAGAGUAACAGUGGGAGGUAAGUGCAGAAAUGUAUAGAGCAGUAUGCUGUUUCAGGCGACGCCGCUUUUGGCACGAUUGUGCCUUGGAUCAUAGGGAUUCCUUUAUUAAAUUAUUAACUAAUUCAGAGAUGAUUUUCUCGUCCCUAAUUUAUACGAAAAUGAUACCCAACUUGACCUGAUAGCUAUAGGUAAGUAAAAACUGACCGCGAUGGACCGCUUCGGCCGCCUUCCCCCCCUCCCUUUUUGAGGUGUAGCCAAGAGUUUAUCUCGCGGCUAGGUCAUUAGAUCAGCUUGGUACGAUCCAAGGAGCAGUCGUGCCAACCGGCACCGCCUGAGACAAAACCGCAUACUCAAUUACUCACUGCACUUAUUUUCCCUACUAUUUAAGCAAUUCCAGAGACUAACUAUUUGUAAGAGUCCUGUGUGUAAACCCGUGGGCGAUAUUGUUUUGAAUAUCGUACAAUGUACAAAACAAUAUAGUUUAACUUUUACACGA